AUGUCGACAGCCGCACAAUUACAACUGCCUGAAGAGACGUUUCAGCAGCUGAAACAGCAGCUGAGCGCCAAGCUCGCCGAGAUGAACGUGACGGAAGACUCCGAGUACGUUGCCGAGUUUAUUUUGGUGCUGAUAUCAAACGACAAAAGCCCCAUGAGCAUUAUGGAAGAGCUGAGUGCUCUGUUUGGCGAUAUCAUCACGUUGGAGUUCAUUCAAAGCGUUUUCGGUGAGAUCCAGCGAUUAAGAACCGGCGGAGCAGCUCCUGAAGAACAGCCACAGCAACCUGUACAAGAACAAACCGAGAGACAACAAGUGCGCUUUGACGAGGCCCCUCAGACAGAAAGCAUGGAGGGCGUCAGCCGGACAAAUGCUCCUACAGGUCCCCGUUCAUUUGUGGAAAGAAAGAAUGGAAACGGAAUCUCGAAGUCCGCCAAUACAAACGCAAAGAAGAAUUUUGCGUUGAAGAAUCAGAAGAACUUCAUGCAGGCAAUGAACAUGGCGAUGAUGAACAACGGGCAGAUGGCCAACUUUGCCACGCGCAAGGCGAACGGCCGGUGUAAGGAUUUCCCCCACUGCCCGAACACAAACUGCCUGUUCAUGCAUCCUACCAAGCCAUGUUUUGCUUAUCCAAAUUGUCCAAAUCCUCCAGGCACAUGCAGUUACUUACAUCCUGGCGAGGAUGACGAGCUGAUGGCCGAGCUGGAGAAGACGAGGCAGGAGAGACUGGCGAAGCUGCAGAACGGCAACCAGAACAGGUUCAUGAACCAAGUUUCCAAGCAGGUUGGUAUGCAGCUGCAAAAUACGGGAAUCACACUGUGCAAAUUUGGCGCUGUGUGCCAAAAGGAGCUGUGUCCGUUUGGACAUCCUACACCAGCCAAUAAGGAUGCCAAGGUGAUUGUGUUGCAAUGGUGUACUGACAACAAGAACUGCGCAGACCCAGAGUGCCAGAAGGCGCACUCUUCGCCAAACUACAAGCCAUCCGAGGCGCAAAGUGCCGCUGCUGCUGGUCCAGAGAAGACGUUGGAACAAUGCAAAUUUGGAGCCUACUGCAAGAACUUCCGCUGUCCAAAGCGUCAUGCUACGAGUCCUGUGAUCUGUCGUGACGGCGCCAACUGCACGCGUAUCGACUGCUACUUCACCCAUCCUAUUGACGAGGACUGCAAGUUUGGAGUGAACUGCAAGAACGCAAAGUGUCCGUACAAACAUCCCGAGGGACGCGAGCUGAACUCGGCCAAGAAAAAUAACGUCUGGGUGAACGAGCACGUGCAUCCGAGCGAGCGUCCGUUUGCCGUUCCGGAAGACCAGGUGAUGGAGCAUGCGCAGACCUAA
Messenger RNA from Ogataea angusta, 1329 nucleotides. RefSeq lists its product as uncharacterized. Gene Ontology annotation, cellular component: cytoplasm; membrane; nucleus. The transcript has a single exon. Bases 1 to 1329 code for a protein of 442 amino acids. Gene Ontology annotation, molecular function: poly(A) binding; zinc ion binding. The record is from RefSeq and is a predicted model, not a curated record. Gene Ontology annotation, biological process: regulation of mRNA stability. Lineage: Eukaryota; Fungi; Ascomycota; Pichiomycetes; Pichiales; Pichiaceae.